Panicum virgatum (switchgrass) is the source of this 1618-nucleotide messenger RNA. RefSeq lists its product as uncharacterized. Bases 212 to 1306 code for a protein of 364 amino acids. The record is from RefSeq and is a predicted model, not a curated record. Lineage: Eukaryota; Viridiplantae; Streptophyta; Magnoliopsida; Poales; Poaceae. The transcript has 4 exons.
UUUUCAACCGAGAAACAACGCGCGAUGCGCGCCCUCCGUUUUCUCUCUCGCGCGCCAGAAAACUAAGGCCUUCGCGCCGUAUUUUUUAUUUUGCCCACUCCCCCACCGCUCGUGAGAACUGAGAAACAAGUCGUUCGUGACCUAGGUUCGAUCUGUUCAUGUUCCAUGGAGUCCUGGGAUCCCGAUGCUCCCAUGAAUAAAACAGCUCCCGAUGCUUCCAUGGCUGCUAAGGGCGGAAAAAAAAGGAAGAGGGGAUAAAACAAAACCCAGAGCAAAUUGUAUUGAGGCACACACCAGAUUCCUUGUUAGUAUGAUGAAGGAGUAUAAUCUAACGGCAAGAUAUCGUGGGCAAAACGGAUGGACUAAAGAAGCUUGGAACAACAUGGCCAAACGUUUGAAUGACAAGUAUCCUGCAGCUAAUUACACUGUGGGUCAACUUAAAGAUAGGGAGCAACGACUCAAGAAAGACCAUAAUACUGUGAAAUCAAUUCUCUCCAAAAGUGGGUUUGGUUGGGAUCCUGAGAUCAAAAUGGCAACAGCCAUUGAUGAAAAGUGGAAAGAAUUGUCAGUAACUCAACAGAAGUGGAGAAAUAGACCGUUUCCAUACUAUGACGAUUUGUAUGACAUUUAUGAUGGUCAAGUAGCAGAAGGAAAGCACUGCAGAAGGACAUCUGAUAGUCAUUUGGAGAGAGACAACAACACAACUUUUUCCUCGCCAGAAGAUGGAGAAGAUGGAAUGCAGGAAACUGAGCAAGAAUUUGACAUGGGGUCUGGCCCAAUGUUUGACUUUGGGUAUGAGGAUGGAAUGGACAGCAAUGGCAUUAAUGCAACAUAUGCUUCACCUACUGGUAUCCCAGAUAGUAGUCAGACAUAUCAUUCAAUUCCAGAGGAUGAAACACUUGAAACUUCAGCACCAAGAGGAAAGAAACAUCCAACAAAAUCAAUUGAGAAAGGUCCUGAUAAAGGUAGGCCAAGGAAAAAUAAGGAUGUUGCAUUAGAGAAUCUGGUUGCUUUGAGAAAAGAAGAGCUCGAGUGCUACAAGGAACUAAAGGAAAAGCAGAUUGAGAGUUACAAGCAAGUGAAAUUGGCACAGAUGGAAAGAACUGACGCUAACAAUGAUCCCUACUCUAUGGCCAGAUGCAUUUCAAAAUUAAAAUCAAUAGAGAUGCUCUCAGCACCUGAAAUGAUGAAAGCAAUCAACUAUCUGAAGAAAGAUAGAGUAAACAGGGAGAUAUUCAUGUCUAUUGAUAUCUAUGCUCUUCUUGUGGAGUUUAUCAAGGGAGCUAUAUCUGAUGUUGAAAAUUAGGAUGACUGGUAGAAGAUGGAUCACACUGAAUCAUGCAUGAACCCGAGUUGUAUUGUUUUCGCUUACUCAUCCAAUAUAUUUAGUAUUUAUGUUCAUAGAUUUACAAGUAAUCUAGCAUGCUUAGUGUGAUUUCUCCGGUUAUUGUUGUGAACCAUUGUUAAUCUUAGAUUUACAAGUAAUCUGCAGAAUGUAAGUUAUAACCAUCGUUGACCUUAUUAUGCGAAUUAAGAACAGAGAUAGCUCUGCAAGUUUCUCGAGUACUUACAUUAUUUAUAUUUGAUGUGCAAAUAAAUAAACUAACUUAUUACAUUA